UUAUUUUCUAUUUCUUAAUAAAAUUGUUACAUUUGGAACAAGUGCUACAAAGAAAUUAUGAAUUUUUACACCGGGUGCAUCACCGCAGGAUUAAAAGAGGGCGAAAGUUUUUUCAAAGAGCCAGAAAGUCACUGGCACAACAAGCGAACAUUGAUGCUAGCAUUAGCAUUUCAGGCAGGACAGCAGAUGUCACCAGACCGUCGUGUGUGGGUGAAAAUAUCAUCCUCAAAGAGAGGAUUUUUGGAAUAUAAUAUAACAAUACACAAUUACAGUGACGCUGAUUGGGUUAAGCCAAAGUCCCUUUAAGAUAAGUCAUUUCACUCGGCUGCCAUCUUUGAAACGCCUCUCGGGCAUUCAAGUGCAGAAGUCUUUGAAUGGGGAAACAUCAAAUUCUCCAAAGCUGUUUGCCAUGCUUUCGAUUAAAUUUCAUAUUUGAAAUCACCAAUGAAAUCUGACAACAGCUGUCUUAAAAUUUUGUUUCUAAACGCUCGAAUCAUGACAAAAAAACGGCAUUUUUCAGGCUAGAUCAAGCUAAUGCGCAUGCGCAGUCCUAAAUGCGCGUCUCGCGUCUCAUUUCGGAGGCGCGAGUCUGACUGUUUCUAUAGGAACCGGAGCUUCUAACGGCUGCUGCAGUGAUGCGAUGAUUUUACCAAUCGGCGAUUGGCUCUUAUUUAGAAGGCGGGACUUAUUCCGCCAUAUUGCGCGUUGCACUUUCUCCCAUUCAAAACAAUAAGAGUGUCACGUAUUGUGUUAUUCUAUCUUGGUUAAGCAUUUACCGUAUCUAAAAGAAAUCUGCCUCUUCAAAGGAAGAUUACAAACGGAGACUUCACGAUGUGAGUACAGGGCACUUUUACUUCACGGUCUCUUCUUGGUAUACGUUUUUUUUUAAUUUGCCUAAAACAAUAUAAAGUGAGGUCUAUAUUGUGUCUCCCGCUUUUGAUUCUCGCGCCGCCUGAGCUGACAGGCGUGCUUUUGGUUGUCAUGACAAUGACGUAGUUUAGUGCGGCACAAGCUCGCGUUCAUUUACACCCAAAACAGUAUUAGAGUCGCCUUUAAUACUAGGGGCUGAGGUGGGUCAGACCCGGCGUAUUUUAGGUCUGCUUUUAUGCGGCGUUGCGUCUUUACACAGAAUUUUGAGCAGGUACAGACCCGGCUUAACUCAGCUGUGUAAAGACGCCUCGAGAUAUAUUUAUAGCACCACCAAGCUGUCAUUUUGCUAAGACGGAACAGUCUGAAACAAGUUGAGCUGUCCGAGGUUCUGAAAUGAACCACACACAAUUGACUGUGAGCAAUUGCGCGUGUAUUUGAUUACGGGAAACGUUUUUAACUGUGAUAUGUAAGAUGACUCAAACGUGAUAUCUAGUGAUGGGGUCCGUAAGAAAUCUGUAUUUGACUCAUCUUAACGAUUCCGUAAGAAUACAUUCCCAACCCUAAUGAUAGCAGAAGCACAUCCGUUAUUUUGAUUGAAUAUUCCGCUUCCCAUUUGCAGCCCACAGUGAAAGCCAGGGAUUGGGAGAGAGGCUGAGAGGGCGUGUGUAUGUGACUGUGUGUGUGUGUGGUUUACCGUGUGACAGACCCCCUCCCUUUCUUCACCCCUUACCAGCACAAACAGCAGUGUGAUAUUUACAUUAGAAACGACAUUUACUUCAUCUUCACCCUGCUAAUUCACAAUAUUCAUCAGCUUUUUGAGAAGCAUCUAAGAAAUAAGACGCUGAUCUGUUGUUUUUCAUUCUGGCGAGGACCAAAGCAAGGAAUCGUUCAUCAUCCUGUCGCUUGUGACAUCGGGAAUCGCAGGAUUAUGAUAUUUUCCUGAAUGUUUUGUGUCGUGGGAGAUUUAAGGGCUGGGAUCUAUGAGGCCCUUUGGAAGCUGAAGACCCACUUUGAAAACAGCCUUUGUAUUGUUUUGAGUAACCGAGUGAAAAAAAAAAAAAAAACAUAAUUUAUGAGAUAUGUCCUCUUGAUAAAUUUAAAAUAGACCGGAUUUGGAGAUCAACUUCAGCCCGCAGUGAUGCUUCAGUGUCUGGACUGACUUUUAAUACGCGCACUCAGACGGAAAUGGAAACCUGGACAUUUUAAAUCAUUGAUCACUUGGAAGAGCAGAUUCAUAAACAUAGACUAGCAACCAUAGCAUAGCUUAAGCUGACACCCAGAUGUAAAAGUGAUCGAGGUUUCCUGGGCUUCCCUGAUCUAAGGGAUUAGUUGUAUUUAUUAUAACAGAAGAACAGUCUUCGGAGAGUCCAUCAUGCCCACCUCUCGGUCCGGCGCGUGCACGGUGGAAUACUGGGUCGAUGGAUCGCGCCGAGAUGCGACAGUGGAGGAUUUCUAUAACAUGGGCCCAGAAUUAGGCAGGGGUGCCACUUCUGUUGUGUUUCGCUGUGAAGAGAAGCAGACUGAGAAACCUUAUGCUGCGAAGGUAUUGAAGAAAACUAUUGACAAGAAAAUUGUGAGGACUGAGAUUGGAGUCCUGCUGCGUCUGUCCCAUCCAAAUAUUAUUCGUUUGAAGGAAAUCUUUGAGACAGAGACAGAGAUCUUUCUCAUCCUAGAGCUGGUCACAGGUGGAGAGCUCUUUGACAGGAUUGUGGAGAGGGGCUACUACAGUGAGCGAGAUGCAGCUCACGUUAUCAAACAGAUUCUGGAGGCUGUGGCGUACUUACAUGAGAAUGGAGUUGUUCACAGAGACCUCAAACCAGAAAAUCUCCUCUAUGCUGACUUGUCAAUAGACGCACCUCUUAAGAUUGCGGACUUUGGCCUUUCUAAAAUAAUUGAUGAGCAAGUGACGAUGAAGACAGUAUGUGGGACCCCCGGCUACUGCGCUCCUGAGAUCCUCAGAGGAAACGCUUAUGGUCCUGAGGUUGACAUGUGGUCCGUGGGAGUCAUCCUUUAUAUUUUGCUGUGUGGGUUUGAACCAUUUUUUGAUCCAAGGGGGGACCAGUACAUGUACAGUCGCAUUUUGAAUUGUGAUUAUGAGUUUGUCUCCCCCUGGUGGGAUGAAGUCUCUCUCAAUGCAAAGGAUCUGGUUAGUAAGCUCAUAGUGUUGGACCCUCAUAAACGUCUCACCGUGAAACAGGCUCUGGAACACCCAUGGGUGCUUGGAAAAGCAGCACGAUUCUCCCACAUGGACACAACACAAAGGAAACUACAGGAAUUUAAUGCUCGCCGCAAAUUAAAGGCUGCUAUGAAAGCUGUAGUUGCCACAAGCCGCAUGCACGAGGGCUCACGACGGCGGACGGACAGCUGCGAGAUGCCCAACACAGAAAAGACCUCGCGCCAGAGCAACAUACAGAAGGAAAACACCUUGGAUUCUCAAAGGGAGCCCAUUCCCAUUAAAGAGGGAUUUAAGCAGGUUGAGGAUGGGGCUCAGAGUCCCUCAAGUACCCCGCUCCACCCUACACAUAAAUCUAAAUCUUCUGCCCUAUCUGGGCCCAUGCCCACUCGCCCACCCCUAAUAGCAGACGGACACAGGCAGAUCUCUGUCAUACCAAAGGCUCCAGUGGUGCGGCCCAGGGUGCCCAAGAAGAGCUGCUCAGUGGAUCCCGGGGGCAAACAUGAGCCUUUGUCAGUGAGCACCACCCCACCCAGUCCCAAGAACCUCAGUAAUGGUUUCUCAAUGGGUGUUGAGACAGGCGGCAGUACAGCAGAAUGUCAGUAGACUGUAUGAUCUAAAUAUUUGGAUUCUUACGGAAGACGGAGGGCCUCAUGCGAGGAGAAGAGCAGGAGAGACAAUGCUUUAAAAAUACACUGAGAAUUUCUUCUUCUACUCUUCCAUUUUUGCCAUGAGAUAUUUUGAUACAGGACUGACACAUGAUGAGCUAUUUGUUUCUUAAAGCUCUUCAUAUGGAGGCAUGUGGCUUUCAUGACAACUUUAGGUUAGUGGCACAGCGAACGUUGUUUUUCUCUUUGCACAAGCAUUGUUAAUAAGAUUGUCUCUCAUCUGAACUGAAAUUCAUCUUUCUCUUCUUUUGCUAUCAUAUGCAAAUGCUCAUACAAUCUUAUUCUAUCUCUAAAGGUAGUGAGGAUCAUGUAUCUGUGAUGUUGUGAUGCUAUAUAUUUGUUUAGGAAUGACUGCUAAAUGACCCUAUAUAUAUAUAUAUAUAUAUAUAUAUAUAAUCUUUAUAUGUCUUUUGCUCCCAUUUUAAUUCACCCCUUUGUAUUAGCAAAGAAAAAAAAAGACUAAAGGAAGGACAUGACAUCAUGCCACAAUCAAGGAUUAUGUUUUCCUCAGCUCUUCUUUGGCAGUUUAUCGACCAUCAAAUCAAAUUGAUGUCCUUCAGGGUUACCACACUGAUGUCAAAGUCCCUUAUUUUCAGUAGUCAUGAUGAAAUACAACAUCCAGCUUCAACAACAUCUGGGAAAGUUUUACUAAAAAAAAAACACCUAAACUGCCACUGUACUAUAUGAAAUCUUCUCUAUGAGGUGGAACAACUAGUACGCUUCAGCAAGACUGUCUACCUCUUCUACUGUACAGGGGCUUCCAACUUCUCAAAUAGGAAAUUCUGUAGUAAUCUACUCUUAGGGUAGAAAGCAUGGAAGAGUAUUUUUCAACGUUGAAUGUCGAAGGGCUGUUUUUGUGAACUUUAUGUAAGCUAAUUUUAUCUGCCUCUAUGAACAUGUAACAGCAUCACAAAAUGUUUCAGUAUAUAAUAUAGCUGCUUGUCAUUCUACUUUAUUUCAAUCUUUGCCAAAAAAAAAAAGAAGAAAAAAAUGCUUUGUACAAGCUGCUGACAUAAACAGUAGCCUGAUUAGACAUCACUGAAACAUUAUGGCUAUGUAUAAAUAAUAAUAUUUUGAAGUUAAGAUUAAUCACCUAAUAAUUGUGUGUUCAAGUGCAAGCCAGUGUAGAUGCUCUUUAUGUUUGAGCAGGAGUUUCCAUGUUUCCAAGAUUAAUAAAUCAUGCUAUCAGAU
Molecule: messenger RNA, 4902 nt
Organism: Ctenopharyngodon idella (grass carp)
Lineage: Eukaryota; Metazoa; Chordata; Actinopteri; Cypriniformes; Xenocyprididae
Product: calcium/calmodulin-dependent protein kinase type IV
Exons: 11
Coding region: 2243-3649 (468 amino acids)
Biological process (GO): protein phosphorylation
Molecular function (GO): calmodulin binding; calcium/calmodulin-dependent protein kinase activity; ATP binding
Source: RefSeq, a predicted model, not a curated record